Molecule: messenger RNA, 785 nt
Organism: Gadus chalcogrammus (walleye pollock)
Lineage: Eukaryota; Metazoa; Chordata; Actinopteri; Gadiformes; Gadidae
Product: cytochrome c oxidase subunit 7A-related protein, mitochondrial-like
Exons: 3
Coding region: 136-477 (113 amino acids)
Biological process (GO): regulation of oxidative phosphorylation; mitochondrial respirasome assembly; mitochondrial electron transport, cytochrome c to oxygen
Source: RefSeq, a predicted model, not a curated record
GGUGACGUCGUCCCGGUCCGCCAGCAAGGGUUGCAAGGACCCCCUCCUCUCUGCGGACGAGCAGUGGUUGUUAUUUCUCCAUAGAUUACACCUUCUAACUCAAACUCUAACAUUAAAACAUUAAAACAUUGAAUCAUGUACUACCGCCUCAACGGAGUGACGCAGCGGCUGACCGGAGCCCCCACCUCCGCCUACGUCCCGCAGGGCCUGAAGCCCGGGCUGCCCGCCGAGCCGUCGCCGUUGAUCUUCGCGUCGCCGACUAAGCUCGUCUCCGAGGCGGCUAGUCAAGCCGAGUACCUGGGCGCCAACAGGGUCCCCGCCCUCCAGAAAAUGUUCCAGAAGGCUGAUGGCAUCCCAGUCCACCUGAAGAGAGGGGUGAUGGACAAGAUGCUGUACCGGACCACCAUGGGUCUGACCAUCGGGGGGGCUCUCUACUGCGUCAUGGCACUCUACAUCGCCGCGCAGCCCAGGAAGUGACCUGUCCACUCACAGCGAGGGCGGCUACCUCACCUCCUCACGCACUGACCAUCGUCACGGAAACGCUUGCUAUUUAUUCACUCGCUUGUUGUCGUCCUCCGUCUCCGCUUCUGAUUCUAACCUGCAGGGGGGGGGGGCUGGUCCAGGGUCAGGCCGGGGGGAGGCGGGGGUCUGAACCCCCUCAGCGGUCCUGUGUCCGCUGGCUACGCUGAUCCAGAAGAUUAAUUUGCCAACAGAGUUCUAUGUUCGUACGUCCUUUACAACAACCAUUGUCAUUCCUCUGAGAACAAUAAAGUUUAUUUUGUGAA